Messenger RNA from Anoplophora glabripennis (Asian longhorned beetle), 975 nucleotides. RefSeq lists its product as uncharacterized. Gene Ontology annotation, biological process: regulation of transcription by RNA polymerase II. The transcript has 2 exons. The record is from RefSeq and is a predicted model, not a curated record. Gene Ontology annotation, molecular function: DNA binding. Gene Ontology annotation, cellular component: transcription regulator complex; nucleus. Bases 91 to 873 code for a protein of 260 amino acids. NCBI's taxonomy places the organism in Eukaryota, Metazoa, Arthropoda, Insecta, Coleoptera, Cerambycidae.
CACGAACGGGAGGAUUCUGCGCGGUAUCGUUUGCGUACGUUUUCGGCACAAAGUCUGACAUAUUUCACAGUCGGUAGGCUGCAUUUGUCUAUGAUGUUUAUUAAGUUUUCUGACGAAAAGCAAUUAACAAUGUCUGUAGAGUUAAAAUUAGUGUUGGAAAUAGAAAAACAUGAAUGCCUUUACAAUUGCAACCUGGCUGAAUAUUCUCAUAAAGAUAUAAGGGAAAAGGCGUGGGCAAAAGUUGCGUCGAAAACGAAAUUAUCAGUAAAUGAAUGCAAGGAAAAGUGGAGAAACGUCAGAUCGUCUUUCCUGAGAAGUUUGAAACCACCUCUAUGCGGAUCAAAAACGAAAAAGCCGUAUUAUUUAAAAGAAUAUUUACAGUUUAUAUUACCCUUCGUUAAACCGUUAAGUAACGUAGAAAGCUCAGGUGAUAUUCCUGAGUUUGAAUUUGCAAAUACGGAUUCAACAGAUUCAGUAGACGUUACUAAUGCCAGUCUCAGUGAAGAUGCAGACACUGUAGACAUCAAAAUUGAAUCAACUACUUUAACAUUACCAGAAGAAGAACGAUCAACCCGUUCUCGGCCUCCACCUCAAACAAUGAGUCAUCGUCGCAAACGUUCAACGCCCGAUGAUGAAGAAACUUUCUUAGAUUACUUGAAAAAUAAAUCUAAAAGAUAUCACACUGAAGAGACAACGAACCAAAUUUGUAAAAAUGAGUCUAUUCGUUACUUUCUACUCAGUUUGUUACCCGAAUUUGAAACAAUGACUGAUGACCAAAUAAGAAUGUUUAAAAUUAAAGUUAUGAUGCUCAUCAGUGAUAUGAAGUCAAAGCCAGAUCAAGGGAGAAGUAGUCCAUUUUAUUCAGAUUCGUGAACUAUACUUUGAAUCUUAAAUUAGUUAGAUGUAAACCAAAAUAGAUAAUAAUGAAAAUGUUAAUACGAUAAAUUAAAUAAAAAUGUAUUUUACUAUAUCAGU